AUGCCUUUACAGAAAAGGUCAAUGUGGUGGUCUUGGAAAGAUGUGACAUUAGAUGAAAUGAAGGCGUUUAUUGGUGUCAUUAUAAACAUGGGAAUGAACGCUAAGCCUGAAAUUGACGACUACUUUUCUACGGAUUGGGUGGAUUAUCAACCUUUUUUUAAAGACUUUUUUUCUAGAGAAAGAUUCCUUCAAAUAUUUUGGAAUCUACACCUCAGUCCUCCGCCAAACGGGCCACGACUUGGCACUUUGACACGCUUCGGUAAAGUUCGAAAUGUAGUUUUGUACUUGGACAAAGAGUUUAGGGAAUACUAUGUGCCGAAAAAUAAGGUCAGCGUAGACGAGAGCACGAUCGGAUAUAAGGGGAAAAUACUCUUCAAAGUUUACAAUAAAGACAAACCUACCAAGUGGGGGAUAAAGGUUUUUGUCCUUUCAGAGUCAAGCUCAGGUUACAUUUGUGCACUAGAGCCCUAUUUUGGAAAGUCCACCACAGACCGAAUGGAACGGCAAGAUCUGGGUGUCACCAGUCGAGUAGUUUUGCAUUUGGUGAAUAAGCUCAGAUAUGAUUAUGGCAGUGAAGGUUUGCACGUGUUUACCGAUAGAUUUUAUACAAACGUUGACUUAGCUGAAGCUUUAUAUGAAAUGAAAGUGCAUAUAACAGGUACCAUUAUGAGGCAAAGGAAGGGAUUGCCGGAGCAAGUCAGACCAAAAAGGAAGAGUAAAUCUAAGAAUGCAAGAAAAGGAAAGAAGAAUCAAAAACAAAAGAAAGAAGUGCCAAAGUUGGAGUUAAAGAGAGGCGAUAUCAAAGCUUUCCGCAAAGAUGAUAAAUACAAUCUUCUACUUUGGAGGGACACUAAUUUAGUGGUAAUGCUGAGCUCGCUUUACGAUACUAGUGUUGAGACAAUAAGAAGAGUAAAAAAGAGAGGUAAAAUAGAAGAAAUCAAGAAGCCAAGAGUUGUGUGUGAAUACAACCAGUCGAUGGGUGGAGUCGACAUAGCCGAUCAAUACAUAUCAUCUUACAGUUUUACGAGGAAAUCAAUCAAGUGGUGGAGGAAAGUAUUCUUUUGGUUACUCGAAACUGCAAUUGUCAACGCUUAUUUACUUUACAAUAUGGAUAAGUGCCAAGGGAAAAUGAGACAACGAAAGUUCAGGAAGGAGUUAAUCAAAGAACUGGUGGGGAAUGUGAGGAAUGUAAAGAAAAGGGGAAGACCAUCUAACAUGGACGAAGACGAAAGAUUGAAUGGGAAACUACACCUUCUCUAUCCCAUCGGACCGGGCAAGGCAGCGAAGGACUGUUGUGUUUGCAGUGACAGAAGUGCUGCUGGAACAAGAAAACGAACACGAUACUUCUGCAAAACGUGUGAGAAAGAACCUGGACUGUGUAUUGGUCAAUGUUUUGAAAGGUACCAUACCGACAAGAAGGUAAAAAACUAA
This is a messenger RNA of Macrosteles quadrilineatus (aster leafhopper), 1431 nucleotides long. Its product is annotated as piggyBac transposable element-derived protein 4-like. NCBI's taxonomy places the organism in Eukaryota, Metazoa, Arthropoda, Insecta, Hemiptera, Cicadellidae. The transcript has a single exon. The record is from RefSeq and is a predicted model, not a curated record. The coding region runs from base 1 to 1431 and encodes 476 amino acids.